Theileria parva strain Muguga is the source of this 729-nucleotide messenger RNA. RefSeq lists its product as uncharacterized. The record is from RefSeq and is a predicted model, not a curated record. Lineage: Eukaryota; Apicomplexa; Aconoidasida; Piroplasmida; Theileriidae. Bases 1 to 729 code for a protein of 242 amino acids. The transcript has a single exon.
AUGAAAAUUGUUAUAAUAUUUAUCGCAGUAUUGUUAUGUCCCUACAAACCAGCACAUGGUGCUGGUGGUGUUAAUUCAUCCCAAUCAAGUGGAGGAAACUCUCUUCGAAAUCCUGGAGGAGCCCAGACUACCAAUUCUGGAGCUUCUUCCGGGACAACUACUCCCAAAGCUCAAGCUACUGGAGGAUCUAAUCCAGGGGCUGCUACAACAACACAAUCUUCUACUUCAAGAUCCGGUACAACUACAACGGCUAAAUCUGGUGGCUCUAGUGCUAACAAGAUCACUCUAGAUAUCAAGAAGACCAAUGGUACCAAGGAUUACGAGUGCAGGAAUUAUGGCGAUAGUAUAGUAUUCACUCCUAAGCCUGGUCAUGGAUUUUCCAAGAUAGUGAAAGGUAGCAAGAAUAUCUGGACUGCUCAAGAUGGUGAAUACGCCACCAGGGUUGUCCUCAAGGGUAAAGGUAGUCCUAAAAAAGAAGUGUCCAUUUGCCUUAACACUGAUACAGUUAUAAAACUUCGCAGGGAUGGUAAGAAUAAACCAUGGAUCGACAUUAACAGUCAGAACAAUGAUACCAACCCCAAUGCCAAUACCGGUAGUGCUACAGUUGAUCCGUCUAAUGCAAGUGCUACAGGUGGUUUACCUAGUACAGGUCAUACAGUACAUUCAUCUGCUACAAGAGCUCAAGAGAAUUCAUCUGGUAGAACCCCUGAAGAUUCUUCUAGACGUUGA